This is a messenger RNA of Anolis carolinensis (green anole), 18547 nucleotides long. RefSeq names its product calcium voltage-gated channel subunit alpha1 B (gene cacna1b). The transcript is spliced from 48 exons. Gene Ontology annotation, cellular component: neuronal cell body; voltage-gated calcium channel complex; membrane. The record is from RefSeq and is a predicted model, not a curated record. Lineage: Eukaryota; Metazoa; Chordata; Lepidosauria; Squamata; Anolidae. Gene Ontology annotation, biological process: chemical synaptic transmission; calcium ion import across plasma membrane. Gene Ontology annotation, molecular function: high voltage-gated calcium channel activity; calcium ion binding. Bases 2211 to 9377 code for a protein of 2388 amino acids.
CUCUCCCCCCUCCCCUCUGGUCGGAGGGGCGAGGUCCACAAACCGGUUGCUGCUCCGAUUUUCCGGCGGGGAAGAGGCGAAGGAGGAAGAUGGUUUGGGCCUCUUCCUUACUGCUGAAUGUCCCCUGAUUUGUCCCCGGAUUUGUCCCCGGAUUUGGGGGUCCAAAGGAGGGAGACCUAGGAGAGGGGGGGGCUUCUGUCAGCCUCCCCUCUUUCUCUCUCUCUCUUUCUCUCUCUCGCCGCCAUGGAAGGGACCAUGGAAGGGAGCUGAACCUCCUCCUCUGCCUCCUCUUCCUCGCCCUUCAGCAGCAUCACCACCAAUUGCUCUUCUUCUUCUCACCCAAGAAGGACAUCCUCCUCCUCUUCCUCCUCUCAUUCAGUCUUCUCUUUCCUCAACCAAGGAGGGGAAUGGACCCUUGGGGAAGCUGAGAUCAUCAUCAUCAUCAUCAUCAUCAUCCUCUUCUUCUUCUCUUCUUUGUCUGCUGGAUCUCAUCAGAGGGCAGUGAGUGGAGCCUCAGCAUCCUCCUCCUCCUCCUCUUGGAAGAGCCUCGCCCUUCAGCAGCAUCCUCCUCCUCCUCACCACCACCACCAGUAGCAGCCCUCUUCCUCUUCCUUCAGAAGGCAAGAAGAGACUCUCGAUCAAGGCGUGGGAGAAAGAAGGGCGGUCGAGCUUCAGCCUCCUCUUCCUUCUUCUCCAGCUUCAACUUGAGGCUCUCCCUCACCCUUCGUCCUCCUCCCCAAUUGCCCAGGAAAGAAGAAAAGCCAAGAGGAAGACAGUUGAGGCUCGGCAUCCUCCUCCUCACCAUCCUCCCCUUCCCUCAUCGCCUAGGAAAGAAGACAAGCCUAGAAGAAGACAGUUGAGGCUCGGCAUCCUCCUCCUCUUCCUCACCCUUCAUCCUCCCCUUCCCCAAUCGCCUGGGAAAGAAGAGAAGCCUAGAGAGGACAGUUGAGGCUCGGCAUCCUCCUCCUCCUCGCCCUUCAGCCUCCAACCAAUCGAUAGCAUUGAAGAAGGGAGAGUUGUGGGGCCUCCUUGAGGCUCAGCCUCCUCCUCUUCCUCCCCUAAUCGCCUGGGGAAGAAGAGAAGCCUGGAAGAAGGCAGUUGAGGCUCAGCAAUCCUCUUCCUCAGCCUUCAUCCUCCCCUUCCCCAAUCGCCUGGGAAAGGAGAAGCCUAGAAAAAGACAGUUGAGGCUCGGCAUCCUCCUCCUCCUCCUCCUCCUCCUCUUCUUCACCCUUCAUCCUCCCCUUCCCCAAUCUCCUGGGAAAGAAGUGAAGCCUAGAAGAAGACAGUUGAGGCUUGGCAUCCUCCUUCUCUUUCUCACCCUUCAUCCUCCCCUUCCCCAAUCGCCUGGGAAAGAGGAGAAGCCUAGAAGAAGACAGUUGAGGCUCAGCAUCCUCCUCCUCCUCUUCUUCACCCUUCAUCCUCCUCUUCCCCAAUCGCCUGGAGAAGAAGAGAAGCCUAGAAGAAGACAAUUGAGGCUCGGCAUCCUCCUCUUCCUCGCCCUUCAGCCUCAACUGAAUCAAUCAAUGAAUCGCAUUGAAGAAGGGAGACUUGUGGGAGCCCGUUGAGGCUCGGCCUCCUCUUCCUCGCCCUUCCUCCUCCUCCUCCUCAGUCACCUGGAAAAGAGGAGAAGCCUAGAAGAAGGCAGUGUGGGUCGGCAUCCUCCUCUUCCUCGCCCUUCAGCCUUCAACCAAUCAAUAGCAUUGAAGAAGGGAGACUUCUGGGAGCCCGUUGAGUCUCGCCUCUUCUUCCUCGCCCUUCAUCCUUCUCCCCAAUCUCUGGGAAAGAUGAGAAGCCUAGUAGAAGACAGUUGAGGCUCGGCAUCCUCUUCCUCGCCCUUCAGCCUCAACUGAAUCAACCAAUCAAUCGCAUUGAAGAAGGGAGACUUGUGGGAGCCGGUUGAGGCUCGCCUCUUUUUCCUCGCCCUUCCUCCUCCUCCUCCUGAGUCGCCUGGGAAAGAAGAGAAGCCUGGAAGAAGGCAGCUGAGUCUCGGCAUCCUCCCUCUUCCCCGCCCUUCCUCCUCCUCCUCCUCCUGAGUCGCCUGGGAGAGAAGAGGGGCCUAGGAGCGGACAGUUGAGGCUCGGGUGCGUCCUCCUCCUCCUCCUUCGUCUUCGGCGGGCGGCUCUCUCUUCCUCCGGACCCGCCUGGGCUGGGAUGCGUCUCCCCGCGGGGGGCUCGCCGGCCAGCUUGGAGACGAGGGCCCCCCCGGCGCCAUGGCGCGCUUUGGCGAGGAGCUGCCCAGCGGGCGCGGGCUGGGGCUCGGGGGUCCUCCCCGCGGGGGCAGCGGCGGCCUGGGGCCCGGGGGCGGGCUCGGGGGGCGGCCCAUGGCGGCGGGGGGCUCCUCGGCCCCGGCCCCCGCCGCCGCCGGCCCCCGCCCGCCCGUCUACAAGCAGUCCAAGGCCCAGCGGGCCCGCACCAUGGCCCUCUACAACCCCAUCCCCGUCAAGCAGAACUGCCUCACCCUCAACCGCUCCCUCUUCGUCUUCAGCGAGGACAACGCCGUGCGCAAGUACGCCAAGCGCAUCACCGAGUGGCCUCCAUUUGAGUAUAUGAUCUUGGCGACUAUUAUCGCGAACUGCAUUGUGCUGGCUUUGGAGCAACAUUUACCGGAUGGAGACAAGACCCCGAUGUCGGAGAGGCUGGAUGACACCGAGCCGUACUUUAUUGGAAUAUUUUGCUUUGAAGCCGGCAUCAAAAUCAUUGCGCUGGGGUUUGUCUUCCACAAAGGCUCUUAUCUCCGCAACGGCUGGAACGUGAUGGAUUUUGUGGUCGUCCUUACCGGGAUUCUUGCCACAGCUGGGACCCAGUUUGAUCUACGGACGCUGAGAGCCGUGAGAGUAUUGAGGCCGCUGAAGCUUGUCUCAGGAAUCCCAAGUUUACAGGUUGUCCUCAAGUCCAUCAUGAAGGCGAUGGUGCCUCUUCUCCAGAUCGGGCUCCUCCUCUUCUUCGCCAUUGUGAUGUUUGCCAUCAUUGGGCUGGAGUUCUACAUGGGCAAGUUCCACAAAGCCUGCUUCUCCAACGAAACAGGAGAGAGGCUGGGAGACUUCCCAUGUGGAGAAGAGAAACCUGCCAGGAUGUGUGAUGAAGGAAUAUGCAGGAAAUACUGGGAGGGCCCCAACUUUGGAAUCACCAACUUUGACAACAUCCUGUUUGCUGUGCUCACCGUCUUCCAGUGCAUCACGAUGGAGGGAUGGACGGACAUCCUCUACAAUACCAAUGACGCUGCAGGGAAUAUGUGGAAUUGGCUUUACUUCAUCCCACUCAUCAUCAUUGGCUCCUUCUUCAUGCUCAACCUGGUUCUUGGCGUCUUGUCAGGUGAGUUUGCCAAAGAACGAGAGCGAGUGGAAAACCGGCGCGCCUUCUUAAAACUCCGGCGACAGCAGCAGAUUGAAAGGGAACUCAAUGGCUACUUGGAGUGGAUCUUUAAGGCAGAGGAAGUGAUGUUAGCAGAAGAAGACAAGAACGCCGAAGAGAAGUCCCCCUUGGAUGGGAGGGCCACUUCUGAAGGCCCAAUUCUGCGAGGCACGGCAACGCUGGAGAUUAGCAGCGGCGGCAGCUGUAACAUCCUGAAAAGAGCCACCAUCAAGAAGAGCAAAAAUGACCUCAUCCACGCCGAAGAAGGGGAGGACCAUUUCACAGAUGUUUGCUCCGUUGGGUCUCCGUUUGCCCGGGCCAGCCUGAAGAGCGGCAAAAACGAGAGCUCCUCCUACUUCCGCAGGAAAGAGAAGAUGUUUCGGUUCUUCAUCCGGCGCAUGGUGAAGGCCCAGGGUUUCUACUGGAUGGUCCUCUGCGUGGUGGCCCUCAACACCUUGUGUGUCGCCAUCGUGCAUUAUGACCAGCCGGAGGGGCUCACCACCGCACUGUAUUUUGCAGAGUUUGUUUUCCUUGGCUUGUUCCUCACAGAGAUGUCCCUGAAGAUGUAUGGCCUGGGGGCAAGGAACUAUUUCCACUCCUCCUUCAAUUGCUUUGACUUUGGGGUGAUUGUGGGGAGCAUCUUCGAAGUCAUCUGGGCCGCGGUGAAGCCUGGUGCCUCCUUUGGCAUCAGCGUCCUGAGAGCUCUUCGGCUGCUGCGGAUUUUCAAAGUCACAAAGUACUGGAAUUCCUUAAGGAACCUUGUGGUCUCGUUGCUGAAUUCCAUGAAGUCCAUCAUCAGCUUGCUGUUCCUCCUCUUCCUCUUCAUUGUUGUCUUUGCUCUGCUGGGGAUGCAGCUCUUUGGAGGACAAUUUCAUUUCAACGAUGAAACACCAACCACCAACUUUGAUACCUUCCCUACUGCCAUUCUUACUGUAUUUCAGAUCCUGACUGGAGAAGACUGGAACGCAGUGAUGUAUCAAGGAAUUGAAUCCCAAGGAGGCGUCCACUCCGGGAUGUUCUCUUCCAUCUACUUCAUUGUCUUGACGCUGUUUGGUAACUACACGCUCCUGAAUGUCUUCUUGGCCAUUGCGGUGGACAACCUUGCCAAUGCACAAGAGCUGACCAAGGACGAGGAGGAGAUGGAAGAAGCCACCAACCAAAAGCUUGCUCUGCAGAAGGCCAAGGAGGUAGCAGACGUCAGUCCUCUGUCGGCAGCUAACAUUUCCAUAGCAGCUUUUGUAAAGCAAACUCGAGGUACUGUUUCUCGCAGCUCGUCGGUCUCCAGCGUAAAUUCACCCAAACAGCAGAAUGCCUCCAAGUCAAAAUCAGUGUGGGAACAGAGGACCAGUCAGAUACGGAUGCACAAUUUCCGGACCAGCUGUGAAGCCUUGUAUAGCGAGCUGGACCCAGAAGAAAGAGUGCGCUAUGCUACCAACCUCCACAUCAGACCAGAUAUGAAAACGCACUUGGAUCGGCCCUUGGUGGUUGAGCCGCGGAGCAAUGGGCGCAGCAACAACAACAUCAAUAAGCUAAGUCCCAGUGAUGUGCAAGAAGGAGAGGAGCAGCCCAAAGCCCCCACAAGUGAGGGCACAGAAGGGCCUCGGAAGCAUCACCGGCACCGAGAGAAAGACAAGACAGGGGAGCAGGAGAAGAGCCACACGGCCAAGGAGGAGAAUGGGGACACCGGCCCGAACCAUAAAGAGGAGCGUCGUCGGCCUCACCGAAGUCACAGCAAAGAAGGUGAAGGUGGCGGGAAGGAAGGGAAAAGCGAGCGCACCCGGGGUCAGGAUGGAGGGAGACGCCAUCACCGUCGGGGCUCUGUGGAGGAAGGAGCCGAGAAGGAGCAUCGGCGCCACCGGAGUCACCGCCACUCGGCUGAGCACCAAACCAAAGAAGGCAAUGGAGGCAUCAACGGGGCCAAGACGGAGCGCCGCUCACGUCACAGAGGAGGGUCCAGGCCUGGGAACCGGGAAGGAGACCCAAGCUCCAAAGGAGAAGGUGCAGAAGAGCCUCACAGACGGCACAGGAUGCGGCAAAAGGCACUCUCAACCUAUGAGUCGGUAGACAAGGAGAAUGGGGAGAAGGAGAGAGAGGCGGUGGAGAAAGAGCUGAGGAACCACCAGCCCAGGGAAGGUCACCAUGAGACGGAGUCUGGCGGGACCGUGACCAUGGCCCCUCUCCACACUUUGCCCACCACUUGCUUGCAAAGGGUGCCCGAGCAGCCGGAAGAUGCCGACAACCAGAAGAACGUCACCCGCAUGGCUCAACCGUCUCUGGAGAAGUCAACCGGUGUGAACAUUCCCGUCACGGUCACGGCCCCAGCUGGAGAUGCUGCCGUCAUACCAAUGAACAACGUUGAAUUUGAAACUAAAAUCGAAGAGAAGAAAGACAUGGAUGUGGACAAUGACUUGACAGAAAAUGGACCAAAACCAAUCUUGCCUUAUAGUUCCAUGUUCAUCUUAAGCCCUACGAACCCAAUCCGCCGCCUGUGUCACUACAUUGUGAACAUGCGCUACUUUGAGAUGGUCAUCCUCAUGGUCAUAGCCCUCAGCAGCAUUGCAUUGGCGGCAGAAGACCCCGUCCAAGCCGAGUCUCCAAGGAAUGAGGCCCUCAAGUACCUGGAUUAUAUAUUUACAGGUGUCUUUACCUUUGAGAUGGUGAUAAAGAUGAUUGACUUGGGUCUCCUUCUCCACCCUGGUUCCUACUUCCGUGACCUCUGGAACAUUCUGGAUUUUAUUGUGGUCAGUGGAGCUCUUGUUGCCUUCGCCUUUUCAGGUAACAAAGGGAAAGAUAUCAACACCAUCAAGUCCCUCAGAGUCUUGAGGGUCCUUCGGCCUCUGAAGACCAUCAAGCGCCUGCCCAAGUUGAAGGCUGUCUUUGACUGUGUGGUGAACUCUCUGAAGAACGUCCUCAACAUCCUCAUUGUUUACAUGCUCUUCAUGUUCAUCUUUGCGGUCAUUGCUGUGCAGCUCUUCAAGGGCCGGUUCUUCUACUGCACGGAUGAGUCCAAAGAUCUGGAGAAGGACUGCAGGGGCCAAUAUCUAGCGUAUGAUAAAGAUGAAGUGGAAGCUCAACCAAGGCAAUGGAAGAAAUAUGAAUUCCACUACGACAAUGUCCUCUGGGCUUUGUUGACCCUGUUCACUGUCUCCACGGGAGAGGGCUGGCCGACCGUCCUGAAGCAUUCUGUUGAUGCCACCUAUGAGAACCAAGGCCCAAGUCCGGGUUACCGAAUGGAAAUGUCCAUCUUCUACGUGGUGUACUUUGUCGUUUUCCCCUUCUUCUUUGUGAACAUAUUUGUUGCCUUGAUCAUCAUCACCUUCCAGGAGCAAGGGGACAAAGUUAUGUCUGAAUGCAGCCUGGAAAAAAAUGAGAGAGCUUGCAUUGACUUUGCCAUAAGUGCCAAGCCCCUGACCCGCUACAUGCCUCAGAACAAGCAGUCCUUCCAGUACAAGAUGUGGAAGUUUGUCGUCUCGCCGCCUUUUGAGUAUUUUAUCAUGGUCAUGAUUGCUCUCAACACCAUUGUGCUCAUGAUGAAGUUUUAUGGUGCCCCAGACCCCUAUGAAGACAUGCUGAAAUGUCUCAAUAUUGUGUUUACAUCCAUGUUUUCGCUGGAAUGCGUGUUGAAGAUUAUUGCCUUUGGCGCACUGAAUUAUUUCCGCGAUGCCUGGAACAUCUUUGAUUUUGUCACAGUCUUGGGAAGUAUUACUGAUAUUUUAGUAACAGAGAUUGCGGACAAUUUCAUCAACCUCAGCUUCCUCCGGCUCUUCCGGGCGGCCAGGCUGAUCAAGCUCCUCCGCCAGGGCUAUACCAUCCGGAUCCUGCUCUGGACCUUCGUCCAGUCGUUCAAGGCCUUGCCAUACGUCUGCCUCCUCAUUGCCAUGCUCUUCUUCAUUUACGCGAUUAUCGGCAUGCAGGUAUUUGGAAACAUUGCUUUAGAUGAUGACGGUGCCAUCAAUCGACACAAUAACUUUCAGACUUUUUUGCAAGCCUUGAUGCUUCUUUUCCGGAGUGCGACUGGAGAGGCCUGGCAUGAAAUCAUGCUUGCGUGCCUAAGCAACCGGGCCUGCGACCAGCUCUCCAACCUCAGCAAAAAUGAAUGUGGCAGCGACUUUGCCUAUUUUUACUUUGUCUCCUUCAUCUUCCUCUGCUCCUUUCUGAUGUUGAACCUCUUUGUGGCUGUAAUCAUGGACAACUUUGAGUACUUGACACGCGACUCUUCCAUCCUAGGACCCCACCAUCUUGAUGAGUUUAUUCGAGUGUGGGCAGAAUAUGACCCAGCUGCCUGUGGGCGCAUCAGUUACACAGACAUGUAUGAGAUGCUGAGACACAUGUCUCCACCACUUGGACUGGGAAAGAAAUGCCCAGCUCGGGUAGCCUAUAAGCGUUUGGUAAGAAUGAACAUGCCCAUUUCAAACGACGACUUAAGUGUCCACUUCACAUCUACGUUGAUGGCCUUGAUCCGGACAGCUCUGGAGAUCAAACUCGCAUCAGGAGUCCUGCAACAUCAGUGCGAUGCUGAGUUAAGGAAGGAGAUCUCGCUUGUGUGGCCCAAUCUUUCCCCAAAGACCCUGGAUCUGUUGGUGCCACCUCAUAAACCAGAAGCAAUGACCGUGGGCAAAGUCUAUGCAGCCCUCAUGAUCUUUGACUUCUAUAAACAGAAUAAAAACACAAGGGACCCUUCGCACCCAGCCUCGGGAGGUCGCCAGACUGGGACGGUUUCUCUCUUCCAGCCCUUGAAAGCAGCCCUUGAGCAAAGCCAACCAGUGUUUCCCAAUGCCUUCCUGCGGCAAAAGAGCUCUGCUUCACUAAACAAUGGAGGUGCACUGCCAACGCCAGAGGUCGGAGGGAUCAAAGAAUCAGUUUCGUGGGGCACUCAGCGGACUCAGGAUGUGUUUUAUGAAACAAGGACACCAGCUUUUGAGCGUGGCCGUUCCGAGGAAAGUUCCAUUCAACCGAAAAGCAAGCAGGGAGUUGAAAUGCGAGAGAUCAGCCCAACUCAGGUUAAUGGAGAACACCAACUUAGCCUGGAGAGCCAGGGGCGAGCAGCUUCCAUGCCACGCUUGGCAGCUGAAACUCAGCCCAUCCCGGACACAAGUCCCAUGAAGCGUUCCAUCUCCACGUUGAACCCGCAGCGUCCUCAUGCCACGCACCUCUAUGAACAUUCCCGACCAGCUGAACACACUCACCACCAUCACCACCACCGCUGCCACCGAAGGAAAGAAAGGAAACAAAAGUCUGUGGACAAGCCGCCCAACCACAUGGCCGACGGCGAUGCUCCUGGAGCCGAUGCUGCAUCCAAAGUGAAGAAGCAAGAGCGGGGGCGGUCCCAAGAACGGAAGCUGCACUCCUCUUCUUCCUCCGAGAAGCAGCGCUUCUACUCCUGCGACCGAUACGGAAGCCGAGAGCAUUCUCAGCCCAAGCCGUCGGAGCGCAGCCGGCCAACCUCCCCCAACGGCGGGCAGGAGCAUGAGACCCAGAAACAGGGCAGUGGCUCAGUUAAUGGGAGCCCCUUGCUGUCGACCUCUGGUGCUAGCACCCCGUGCCGCGGGCGGAGACAGCUGCCGCAGACGCCGCUGACCCCGCGCCCCAGCAUCACGUACAAGACCGCCAAUUCCUCGCCGGUGCACUUCCCGGGUUACCAGACCGGCCUGCCGACCUUCUCCCCGGGACGCCUGAGCCGGGGCCUCUCUGAGCACAACGCUUUGCUGCAUGGCGACUCCCAGGGCCCUUCCUCGCAGACCCUGGUGGCACGGAUCGGGUCGGAUCCUUACCUGGUCCACCGGGAGGACAGCGACAGCCCUGACCACGCCGUGCCUGAGGACACGCUCACCUUCGAGGAGGCCCUGGCUACAAAUUCGGGACGCUCCUCCCGGACGUCUUACGUCUCCUCGCUGACAUCCCAAUCCCACCAAAUCCGUAGAGUCCCCAACGGGUUCCACUAUACCUUGGGCCUCAGCGCCGGCCCCGGGACGAGCACUCGGGCGCGGAGUUAUUACCACGAACGAGACGAAGAUGAUUGGUGCUAGCAGGACCAAACCCGUUCUCUGCACACUGGGAAUCGAUGAGUUUUAUCAUCUCCGUGUCUGUGCUUGCACGCAUGUUCAGCCCCAUGGUAUCCAGGCUGGAGGGGGAAUGAGGGGGUGACCAGUACCUCCACACGCACCGAGACGACUGCCCUACGAUGCACCUACAAGACCAUGGGAGAUGACACCGGCUUUUCUGGUUGCACCUCAUCUCUUAUCAGGCACCAGAUCAAAUUGGAGAAGGAAAGUCCGAGGUGGGAAGAGCUGGCUCCUACUUUGCUCCAUCUUGCCUUGUCGAGGUCAACUUCUUCCCUUGCCCCUUGCCCACCCAACGAGAUGACAAAUCUGUAGUGAAUGCAAAGAGCCAAGAGUGAGGAAGGUUGAACUUGGUUCCGUAGACCUUUCUGGCACACAGUUGCUAAGAUGGAGAUGAAGGUUGUGCACAAACUCCAGGAACACAGUUGGUAGGAAGGAGAAGAAGCUUGUACACAAACUCCAGAAGCUGGUUUCUCUUUUCCACUCUUUCCAAGUUGGAAGUUGCUGAGCUGGACAUUUGGGCUUCUUCCUCGCCGGCCAACGAUCCUUCUCAACGGAGCCAGAAACACAACCUGUCAGCCAACAAGAGGCACCAAGUUGCCAUUCAUGAUCCUGUUUCAUUUCCACAUUGAUGUCAAAGUUCCCAAGGAGAGCGAGCGAUUUUGGGGCAAGGACAGUGUUCGAGCUGCUGCUCACUUAUUUGAGAUUUUCUCUGUGUGUAAACACAAGGUGACUCUUCGAUCACUUCCAUCUUGUUUACAAAUCCGUGUGUGUGCGGGAGGGGGGAAAAAACCCAGAGGGGAAGGAGAUGUAAUGGAGGUUUUCUAUUGGAUAAACUUUAACUUUCCAUUGUGUGCAUUCUUUUUGGUGAAAUGUGCAGCGAAAGAAGAAGACAAACAAAAGGCAAAGAGUCCUCCGCUGUAGAGAACUCGUCCGGUGGUCGUUCCAGCCCUACUGUUGUUGUUGUUCUUUUUCUUACCGAAGGCGCCAGUUCUUCACUUCUUAAGUGCCUAACCUUGGGAAUCUCUCACAGUGGUGACGCAUGUUUAGGACGCAUCAGGAGGACAUGAGAAGAGAGGCAGGGAAGAUUGUGCCCACGUCUUGGGAAGGGGCAUAAUCUCCAGAGCUCUGAGCUCAAUUCGAAGCAGAGUUGAAUCUUUUUGUCUAUCCGCAGGGAGGGUCAACAUGUUCAGAUGUUGUCGCUUUUCAACAUCUCAACAUCCCAGGGUCCAUACUUUUGCAAGAAAGUGGGACCCUUGGUUGGUUCCUAUCAAGGCAAUUGGAGCGGCACCCUCAACCCUGCGAGAGAGGCGAAAUAGAGAAAGAAGGGAACCUAAUUCCGAUUCUCAGGGAUGAGAUUUCUGUUUCUGGUUUUGUUUCUCUUUUUCUUUUAAUCCGUGUGCGUGCGUGCAUGCAUGUGUGUGUCAGCUACUUCUUUGGUGUAUGUGUGUGUUUCUGUAUAUGCACAUGCUCGUCGCAAACCCGGGGACAAUAUUAUCCAUCAAACAACAGGCCUGUCCCGUCGUGGUGGGCACAGAUUCGACCUGAAAGGGCAAAAAUAGAGCUAUGUUUGGAGAGGGAGGCGGUUAUAACGAAAUGGACUGUAAGGAAGAGAUGUGGUGAAAAAUUAUAAUUUUGGAGGAUGUAAUGUUGAGAUUAUGGGCAUUGUUUGGAGACUGAAUAGCGGAGAGGGAGGCGGUCGUGACAAAAUGGACUUGUAAGGAAAAGAUGUGGUGAAAAGUUAUAAUUUUUGGAGGACGUAAUAUUGAGAUUAUGGAUGCCCCAAAAGCAGAUCUGUGCUAAUAUGGGGAUCAUACAUUUUGUGGUUAAGGAACCAGGACUGAGCAUACACUUGAUCAGGGGUCCCUAAACUAAGGCCCGUGGGCCACAUGCGGCCCUCCAAGGUCACUUACCUGGCCCCUCUCCUAAACUUUAGACUUAGGGUUGACCUAAGUCUACCUGGUCUUUGGAGGUCUCUUUGCUUAUCUAUGGUCUUAUGAGAUCGUCUAGAUGGUCUUUGAAGGUCUCUUUGCAAAGCUAAAGCCUUAUGAGACCAUCUAGAUGGCUUUUGGAGGUCACUUUCCUUACUUCUGGUUUUAUGAGAUUGUCUUGAUGGCCUUUGGGGGCCCCUUUCCUUACCUAUGGUCUUAUGAAACCAUCUAGAUGGUCUUUGAGGUCCCUUUUCUUAUCUAUGGUCUUCUGAUGGCCUAGUGAGAUCAUCUAGAUCACCUUUGGGGGCCCCUUUCCUCACCUAUGGUCUUAUGAAACCAUCUAGAUCAGGGGUCCUCAAACUUUUUAAGUGGAGGGCCAAUUCACUGUCCCUCAGAUUGUUGGGGGGGGGGACUAUGAUGUAAUUGUCCAAAAUAGGAUUGCUGUUGUUGUGUGCCUUCAAGUCAUUUCAGACUUAGGUCAACCCUAAGUCUAAAGUUUAGGACAGAGGCCAGGUAAAUGACCUUGGAGGGCCCAUGGGCUUUAGUUUGGGGAUCCCUGAUCUAGAUGAUCUCAUAAGACCAUAGGUAAACAAAGAAACCUCCAAAGACUAUCGAGAUGGUCUCAUAAGAUCAUAGGUAAGGAAAGGGAUCCUCAAAGACCAUCUAGAUGGUUUCAUAAGACCAUAGGUAAAGAAAGGGACCCUCAAAGGUCAUCUAGACCGUCUCAUAGGACCAUAGGUAAGGAAAGGGACCUUCAAAGGUCAUCUAGAUGGUCUCAUAGGACCAUAGGUAAGGAAAUUGACCUUCAAAAGCCAUCUAGAUGGCCUCACAAGGCCGUAGCUAAGCAAAGAGGCCUUCAAAGACCAUCUAGACGAUCUCAUAAGUAAGCAAAGAGACCUUCAAAGACCAGGGAGACUUAGGUCAACCCUAAGUCUAAAGUUUAGGACAGGGACCAGGUCAGUGACCUUGGAGGGCCACAUCUGGCCCAUGGGCCUUAGUUUGGGGACCCCUGAUCUAGGUGGUCUUUGAGGUCCCUUUUCUUAUCUAUGGUCUUCUGAUGGCCUUAUGAGAUCAUCUAGAUGGCCUUUGAGGGUCCCUUUCCUUACCUAUGGUCUUAUGAGACCAUCUAGAUGGUCUUUGGAGGUCUCUUUGCUUACCUAUAGUCUUAUGAGAUUGUCUAGAUCAUGGACCUCCAAGGCCAUUGACCUGGCCUCUGUCCUAAACUUUAGACUUAGGGUUAACCUAAGUCUGAAAUGACUUGAAGGCACACAACAACAGCAACAAUCCUAAUUUUGGACUAUUUCAUCCUAGUCCGGCCCCCCAACAGUCUGAGGGACCGUGAAUCGGCCCUCCACUUAAAAAGUUUGAGGACCCCUGCACUUGAUGAUAUACCUGUGGGCAGUCUUGCACAACAUACAACCCGCGGGCCAUUUACAACACCGUGAAGGGUUCGGGGCGACCCAAAGAGGUUGCCACUCUCACCAGUUCCCCACAUGUUGUUCCCUGCGUAUCCCUGCUUUCUAUUGCAGCACCCUUGUCUGUCCCCAUUAAUGAGAUUCCCCAUUGAUUUCCUAUGGGGCGAUUCCCCUACCCCACUCGCACCCCCAUGUCUUAGGUCUAGGAAGAGGUUUUAAGCGAACCAAAGGUCAUGUCCUGCUUUGGAAAAGGAUCUAUAUAAAUAGAUGCCACAUUUGCUCUCCUCCAGUCUGUUUGGACUUCUCCUGUGGUAUAUCUUUCAAAUAUUUUUAAUUCUUUCUCAAAGUAAUUAAAAAGAUGCACUUGGGUUGCUCAUUUGAAAGGUUUUAAACAUGCCAGGAACUGUGUUGUCGAAGGCUUUCAUGGCCAGAAUCGCUGGUUGCUGUGAGUUUUCCGGCCUGUAUAACCAUGUUCCAGAAGCAUUCCCUCCUGAGGUUUCGCCCACUAUGUUCCAGAAGCAUUCUCUCCUGAUGUUUCACCCACAUCUAUGCCAGGCAUCCUCAGAGGUUGCGAGGUCUGUUGGAAACUAGGCAAGUGGGGUUGAUAUAUCUGUGGAAUGAUGUCCAAGGCUGGAGAAAGAACUCUUGUUUGUUUGAGGCAAGUGCUUAGUAUUGAAUGGCCUUGCAGCUUCAAAGCCUGGCUGCUUCCUGCCUUCGACAACACAUUAGUUAAUAGUUGGGACUUCUUAAAUAAUAGCUCUCCAGCAACCAGAAACUACAUUCAUCCAGCACCUACCAAUAGGAUUUUAAUGGUGUGUUUCAUAUUGUAUUUAACAAAUAAAUAAUUUUCAUGUAUUUAUUUGUUUGCCCUGUAAGUGAAAGACCUAUGGAAUAUCCAGGGUGGGAGAAAGUGUGUGGAUGUUGCAAUUGGCCACCUUGAUCGCCAUUGAAUGACCUUGCAGCUUCAAAGCCUGGCUGCAUCCUGCCUGGGAGAAUCCUAUGUUGGGAGAUAUAGGCCUAGUUUCCAACAGACCUCACAACCUCUGAAGAUGCCUGCCGUAGAUGUGGGCAAAACGUCAGGAGAGAAUGCUUCUGGAAAAUGACCAUACAGCCCGGAAAAACUCACAGCAACCCAUGCCAGAAACUAAUUACUUUGGGGCCUUGGGUUAUGACUAGUAACUACUUAUUAUUAUUAUUAUUAUUAUUAUUAUUAUUAUUAUUAUUUUAAAACUACCAAACUCUGGUCAUCCCACUGGCACUGGAGCAGUUUUCGUUUUUCUAUGAGUUGCAAUUUUUAUUUAUUUUUCCAAGCGUUGGUGCUUUCUAUGGACACUAGGUGUUGCUGCAGUGCCUAUUGUUGAGCGGAAAAAAAAUGAUUCAGAAUCAGAACUGCUGGUAGAAAUAAGGGGGGGGGGAAGCAUCCAAAGAUGGGUUGCUGUGAGUUUUCUGGGUGGUAUGGCCAUGUUCCAAAAGCAUUCUCUCCUGACGCUUCGCCCACAUCUGUUCAAUUGUUUCAAAGCUCCCUGCUUGGGCGGUGAUGGCACGAGAGAAGCCUCCCAGAGGAUGGUAAAACAUCCAGGCAUCCGCUGGGCAACGUCCUUGUAGAGGACCAAUUCUCUCACUCCAGAAGCGACUUGCAGCUUUUCAAGUUGCUAUUGACACAAAAUAAAAUCUGGUUGACAUUUUGAGUAGGAUCCAAACGCAAAUUGAGUUGACCCUAAUUCUGGUUUGAGGGGCUCUGAAAUUGCAUGUAGCCCACACCCUGUACUAAUGUUACUCAUUGUUUAUACUUUUUUGCAUCUGGAUAUAUGAACCGGCAUAUGCAAACGGAUGCAAAUCUGUGUCCUCUUUUGGGACAGGGCUGAUUUGUGAAGCCAGGACGAUCUGUUGCGGAUCAUGGGCAUGAUUUUUUGUUUUGUUUCCAAACCACCAACAACAAUGUUGUAGGGCUAUGCAACAGGAAGAAGCUUUUCGCAGACGGAAACCGAUCCAAAGGGGAAGUUGGGAGGGAAGAGAGGCCAGUGAGCAAAAAAUUAUUUAUUUAUAUAUAUAUAUAUAUAUAUAUAUAUAUAUAUAUAUAUAUACACACACACACACACACACACACACACACACACACACACACAUACAUACAGACUCGUCAUCCAUUCUGGAGCUUUCCCUCCUGGGUUCUCCCCCUCCUGUUUCAGGCGACAGCAUGACCGUGACCAAAUGUUUUCUACAUUUUACUCUGUCAAAGGCACAAUCCUUUUCUUGGGGGAAAUUUUUUAAAAACAGGAAAACCUUUUUUAAAAGACGAUUCCAUCCGACUCCAGGAGAUCAUGGGGUGGAAACACUUCUCCAACCGACCGACCGUGCAUGCAAUCAAUCCGAGAUGAAGGCAAAUGGCUUUUAUUUUUCUUUGUCGUGGUCUCGAUUAAUUACAGUCUCUGCUCCCCAUCUUUGUACAUGUCCGUUUAAUGUGACAGGCCCACCAAAGGAGGCCUCUCAUCUACACUGGCCGUUUAAUGCAGUUCAAAGCUAGAUAAUUUGAAGUGAGCCUUGUGCGACGCGGCGAGAUAAUAAACCAUUAUGGGAAGGAAGGAAAAAGUAAGGAAGGAAAAAGCAAGGAAGAAAAAAAGGAGAUAGGCAGACAGGGAGGAAAGAAGGAAAGAGAAGUAGGGAAGGGAGGAGAAAACUAGGGAAGGAAAGAAGCAAGAAAGGCAAGGCAGGCAAGCAAACAGGCAAGCAGGAAGGCAAGCGGGCAGGAAAGCUGGCAAGCAGGCAAAUAGGCAGGCAGGAAGCUGGUAAGAAAGCAAGCUGGUAAGCAGGCAAACAGGCAGGCAGGUAAGCUGUCAAGCGGGUAAACAAACAAUCUGGUAAGCAGUCAAACAGGCAGGCAGGCUGGCAAAGUGGUUAAGCAAGUAAGUUGGUAAGGCAGGUAGGCUAACAGGCUGGUAAGCAUGCAAACAAGUAAGCAGGUAAGCUGGCACAUUGGUAUGCAUGCAAACAAGUAGGCAGAUAGGCUGGCAAGUUGGUAAGUUAGCAACCCUUUUUUUCGUGUCAGGAGCGACUUGAGAAACUGCAAGUCACUUCUAGUGUGAGAGAAUUGGCCGUCUGCAAGGACGUUGCCCAGGGGACAUUGCCUGGAUGCUUUACCAUCCUGUGGGAGGCUUCUCUCAUGUCUCCACAAGGGAAGCAGGAGCCAACAGGUGGAAGCUCACCCCACUCCCCGGAUUCAAACCACUGACCUUUUGGUCAGCAGUCCUCUGAACACAAGAGUUUAAUCCAUUGCUCCACUGGACGGGCAGGCAAGGAAGCAGGAAGACAGGCAGGCAGGCAAGCUGGCAAACAAAAGACAGGCAAGCAAGCAGGCAGGUAGGCAAACUGGUAAGAUGGCAAGCAGGCAGGCAAGCUGGCAAUAGAGUUGUGCACAUAUUUGUUUUCUUCUGUUUCUUUUGGUACCUUCGGGACCACGUAACAGUUAGGACCCUCCGGGUACAAAAGGGUUUAAUCCAGGGGUCCCCAAACUAAGGCCCGUGGGCCGGAUGCAGCCCUCCAAGGUCAUUGACCUGGGCCCUGUCCUAAACUUUAGACUUAGGGUUGACUUAAGUCUACCUGGUUUUUGGAGGUCUCUUUGCUUACCUGGGAUCUUAUGAGCUCGUCUAGAUGGUCUUUGAAGGUCUCUUUGCUUAGCUACGGCCUUAUGAGACCAUCUAGAUGGCUUUUGGAGGUCACUUUCCUUACCUAUGGUUUUAUGAGAUUGUCCAGAUGGCCUUUGGGGGCCCCUUUCCUUACCUGUGGUCUUAUGAAACCAUCUAAAUGGUCUUUGAGGGUCCCUUUCUUUACCUAUGGUUUUAUGAGAUUAUCUAGAUGGCCUUUGAGGGCCCCUUUCCCUACAUAUGGUCUUAUGAAACCAUCUAGAUGGGCUUUAAGGGUCCCUUUCCUUAUCUAUGGUCUUCUGAUGGCCUAAUGAAAUCAUCUAGAUAGUCUUUAAGAGUCCCUUUCCUUACCUAUGGUCUUAUGAGACUAUCUAGAUGGUCUUUGGAGGUCUCUUUGCUUACCUAUGGUCUUAUGAGAUUGUCUAGAUCAGGGGUCCCCAAACUAAGGCCCUCCAAAGCCAUUUACCUGGCCUCUGUCCUAAACUUUACACUUAGGGUUGACUUAAGUCUGAAAUGACUUGAAGGCACACAACAACAAUAAUCCUAAUUUUGGACUAUUUCAUCAUAGUCCGGCCCCCCAACAGUCUGAGGGACUGUGAAUCGGCCCUCCACUUAAAAAGUUUGAGGAACCAGCGUCACCGGGGGCUCCUUCCUCUAGAAUAGGAAACAGCUUUAAGAACGUUCCUCCUUUAAAUGCCUUGGAAAGACUGUGUGCAGGUCCGAGAGAGAAAGCAUAUGCACCAGCCUGCAGCACGUUUCUCCUCCUCCUCUAGAGUAGGAGACAGCUUGAAUGCCUAAAAUGAUGGGAAGGGGAGCCUAGGGAGUCUCCCUCAUAAUGGGCUGGAUACAAGACGAAUCCUGUCUUCCCUCCUGAACUCGGGAGCCUCCCGAAAAAACGGACACCGAAACGGAUCGCGGUUUACGCGGAUUGCACAAGCCUAGUAGGCCAGCAGGAAGCCAGGUAGGAAAGAAGCAAGUGAGGAAGAACAAGGAGGGAAUGGGCAGAGAGAGCAGGGAAGGAAAGUGGAAGAAAGGGAAGGGAAGAAGAGAGAAAUAAAAGGUAGCUGUUGCACUGCAACCCCAUUGGAAAGACUACCAAAAGUGAUAGCAACGUUAUGGAAAAUCAGUAGAUAUAGUAGGAGAAGAAAGAGGUCAGUGCCGGUUCUCCGGUGGCGAGGGGAGAUGCUUGUUGUCAAACAGCCUUAACGUCGUCUUUUUUUGUCAAUGCACAGCCAAGGCUCUGUUGCAGUUAAAGUUCUUUCAUGACUAUGUCUCAUCCAAAGCACAGCGGUGCCUUUGCGGUACUAGAUCAGGUUCCUUCCCACUCCAUAAAAGGAUUGCAUUUGAAACAAAAAAAAAAUUCUGAUUUGGAACACCCAUUUUCUUCCCAGUUUUAAAAACAACUCAACAUGGAGUCUAAUCGUUGAAAAAUCACGACAGUUUUUGCACAACGGAGACCAAGUCAUCCAUGAGGCUUGAAUCAGUCCUGACUUGAAUGUUCUCUGGGUUUCAUGGGACAUAGUUUGUACUAACUUUAGCUCCACCAAGGCCCAAAUAUCUCCCAGAAUUCUAGAAUUGCCAAAACUUGAAGUACAACACUCCCAUUUUCUGCAUCCCGAAAUCAAUCUUGUGGUGGCUGUAUUUUGAAUAAGUAACGUUUGCAUGUAAAAAAAAAAAUUAUAUAUACAUAUAUACAUAUGAUAUAAAUAUAUAUAUAUAUAAAUAUAUGUAUUUAUAUAUAUAUAUAUAAAUACAAAAAAACUGUGCAUGGGAAAAUGUUUAUCUUCAUACUUUUUGAUACCAUGUAUUCCUCGGUUGUUAAUUUUUAAUUAUAUUUGAUAUCAACUCGGGGGUUUGUUGCAAAACUUUAUAUUGAAAACCAAGAAAAACAGUGUUACAAAAAAAAAAUUAAACAAGAAAAGAAAACGAAAAGCAAACCCGGAAAGGUUCCAAACAUGCAACACAAUCGGAACUGAACGGGGGGGAAAUGAGUUCUGUGAUUGACUAUUUGAGUAAUAUUUACCUGCUGCCUGAGUAAUAUUUAUCAGCCAAACUUUGAAUUCUGCUGUUGUUUCUAAAAUUACAUUUUGUAUGAAGCAAAGUUCCUUGAAUUAAAAUAAAACCUUAGGGGGAAAAAAUAAUACAUUGAA